GUAAGUGACACUGCUUCAACCUACGUGGUUUUCUCCUGCUUUACUGUGCCCCCAAACCGCAUGGUCCAGGGCGCGUCUGAGAUCGCGGCGCUUUGCGUGGGCCUGGUCGGUCUGAUCGGAGCGGCUGCCGCCACCGGGAUGCCCAUGUGGAAGGUGACGGCGUUCAUCGGGGAGAACAUCAUCGUCAUGGAGACGCGCUGGGAGGGCCUGUGGAUGAACUGCUAUCGGCAGGCCAACAUCAGAAUGCAGUGCGAGGUGUACGACUCCCUGUUGUACCUGCCUCCUGACCUACAGGCUGCCAGGGGUUUGAUGUGCUGCUCCGUGGCUCUUUCAGGUCUGGCGUUGCUAGGGGCUCUGGCAGGGAUGCGCUGUAUCUCCUGCAUCCAGGAUAAUGACCACGCCAAGACCUGCAUUCUCAUGGUGGCGGGAAUGAUGCAGUUCCUGGCCUCCCUCUGCGUGUUCAUUCCGGUGUCAUGGACGGCCCACGUGAUCAUCCAGGACUUCUACAACCCUCUCCUGAUCGAUGCCCAGCGCAGAGAGCUGGGGGAGGCGCUCUACAUCGGCUGGGUGACCGGGGCCUUCCUGUUCGCCUCGGGGAUCCUCUUCGUCUGUCGCCACGUGCCCUCUGACAAAGCCUCGCUAGAUAUCUGCCACCCCGCCAACAGGCUCAACAAACCCACCAUGAUGCGGUACCGCCCCAUCUCACAGAGUCACAGCAUAGACGGACGCCAGCUACACAACCGCCAAGAUCUGUCUCCUCCGAACUUUCCUUACGGACCUGGUGGGGUGGUUUUAAACUCUCCGGCUGCUGUGUAUGACUCCAGAAUGGUGGAGAGUAUGGGGCCUUUGGUCUAUCAGCCGUGCAGCCUUGGUGGACAACCUACUUUUUCCUCUCAAAGCUCCAACUACAUCAGUAGCCUUUCCACUCAUGGCAACUCCUCACGGGUCCUUUUACAGAAUCCGUACUCCGGUAAUCAACAGACGAUUGCUCCGUCCACCGCGAACACUGCCAGUCGACAUUCCAGCACGUACUCCUUUAAUCGCCCGGGAAGCACAUCUGCUUCGCACAACACAUCUUUGCGAGCUGUACUUGCAAUCCCGUUUUCAUCAGAUAUGAAAGCUCCACAGCAAAGCCACCACAGUCUUACCACAGUGAUAGCAGUGUGGGUGUGUACAUCUGAAUGGACCUUCAGAUUCUUCAUUUCAUGUUUAUUAUUGUCACAAUCGGAUCUGUGUAUUAGUUUGCAGUGAAGUUAACUGUCUUUUUGGGGCAGGGGGGUUUGUUUAUGUUUAGUGUAUUGGAAGGCUAAAUUGACAUUGCGAAACUUAGCAUUUUAGUUUUUUCAGUGAAGUGAGACGUUGUCAAAUGUUGUCAAUGUAAACACAGGUGAGACUUGUGUUUGUGUCUUAAAUUGCAACCUAUUUUCUAUGUAGCACACUGAUGUCUAUGGAGCUCUGUUUCAAAAGUGGUGUUUAAUUUAAUUACAAUCCUCAAAACUAGGCAACGGAAAAACUUUGAUGUAAGACAUUAGUUUAAUUUACAAUCGACGCGUCAUAAUCCCCAUAAAACCUGAAAGAAAUCCCCACAAACCAAGACGUGUUACUGUUUUUGUCUCGCAUUUCACCCUUCAUUUAUUCCAUAAAAGUUAUGGCUUCAAAAUAAUGCUAUAAAUGAUAAGAUCUGUAACUCGCCAUGACUUUUGCCAAAUAUGAAUUUCAAAAGUGAAAGUGUAAACAUCUUUGCUUCAAUUAGCUCUACAAAAUGAUGUGUUUAUAUUUAGCCAAUAUGGAUUAAAGUCAAAUUGUCCUUUUUAUAUUUAUAGAUAAAUUAAUUGAG
Molecule: messenger RNA, 1837 nt
Organism: Esox lucius (northern pike)
Lineage: Eukaryota; Metazoa; Chordata; Actinopteri; Esociformes; Esocidae
Product: claudin-19-like
Exons: 3
Coding region: 61-1251 (396 amino acids)
Biological process (GO): bicellular tight junction assembly; cell adhesion
Cellular component (GO): bicellular tight junction; plasma membrane
Molecular function (GO): structural molecule activity
Source: RefSeq, a predicted model, not a curated record